AUGGCCCAGGUUGAACGACUGUGGGCCAUCUACGAAGAGCUUGUCGAUUCGACCUGCAAAAAUCAACAGACAACUUCAGAGGAUGCUAUCUGUCUGAAGAAUCGGCUUCAAGAGGUUGCCAAAGUUGUCAAGGCUAAAACCAAGGGAAGUCUACGUGUUGACUUUUCCGCAAGUACGGGUUCAUCACCCAAGGUGGAGGCUGAUGUCUUCUUGGAAGGAGAAGAUAAUGAUACCACACCUGAGGCACGCCGACUUCCUCACGAGUCACUCAGUCUUUACCGUCGCAAGACAUACGGCAAUGGCAUUGGUCAAGAUGGCAUCUUGCUUGAUGCCGAAUCAGAACCAGGAUAUACCGGCGCCAUUCCGGGGACAGUGACAGCCAAAGGCUUUGGAGUCGAAUGCUGGGAGGCCGAGUAUCUUUCCAACGGGAAAAUCGAAGAACCUCGGAAAGCUGAAAAGACAAAAUUCAAAUGCAUCGAGGAGAAGAAGAUCCUGAGACGGAUCGACGAGAUGAGGAGAGGGACACGGCUUCAUGAAAGAAGCGAGGAUCAGAGAAAGGCAGACUUGGAAGAGUUUACGGUUGCUGCGUGCAAAUCAAAACCUGAGGAGAAUCAAGAAGCAACCCCAUCUCCAGGUUCCCUUUGCAACUUACUCAACCGUACCGACAUAUUCACCGACUUCACAACCAAGUCCUCUAUUUCAUCUGAGUGGGCAAGUCUCAAGAACGCAGACCAUGGCAAAUGGCAUUUGCUAUGGCAAAUCAUCCUUGCCAGAGAACUCGCACUCGACCUGGAAAACCCCCCUGAAUUUCCAACUUCUGAGCUAUCCCCUUCCGUGCUUGCCGCUCUCAUCAUCCAAGAUCAAUGGCUCAAGAACGUUGAAGUCGUGAUGGAAGAGAUGCCUCUUAACCUUUCAGGGUUGAGGAAACUAGCUGCCACCGGGGAGGUGAAGGCUCGGGCAGAGGAUCACAAAGAACAAGGCGACAGGGCGGUUGAAGAGAAGCAAUGGAAGAUUGCCAAGGAGUUCUACACAAAGGCCAUCGAGCUGGACUUGAGUUCGGCCACAUACCGUGCUGCUCGACCUGUUGCGGACCUGCAGCUUGGCAACUGGGCAAAUGCAGCCCAAGACGCUCUCGUUGCUACGAAGCUGGAUCCCAAAAAUGUUCACGCGUGGAAUAUGCUGGCCGCCGCCUGGAAGAAAGGUGGAAACGACGUGAGGACACUCGCAGCUUAUGAACAUGCCGUUAAACUUGUUGGUUCCAAGGCCACCGAUCAGAUGAAACGGGACCUUACUGAGACGAAAGCAAGAAUUGAAGAGCUGAGUAGCCCGCAGCCUGGGCAGGAUCAGGUUUCUAGGGACAAGGCUCUCAAAGCUUUGGGCGACCAGCAGUGGGACACCUUUCUUCAUCCAACUCGGCUUCAGUCUCACUGCCAUGAAGCACAAGUGGAAGGCUUGAUUUGCUUUGCUCAACACAUCAAGUGGCCAUAUCUGGACGAGCUACGCGCCAACGCGAAGGAUGCCUGGAAAAAGACGACGACCGGCGCUAUAGUCUCGUGUCUGAUGCAGGACUGGUUGCUCGGCCUCACACUACCUGGGAAGUCGGUGGCAUUGAAACUCAUGUCAUGCCUUAUCGAAAUGUCACCCUCCGUCUCCAAAAUCCGCCUCACAGAGUCUUAUCAACAUGGCCUGUCUCUUCCUCGAUGUUCCUAUUGGAGAUCGAGGAGUGUGCUUGGUCGAGUGCUUGGGGCUUGGUCAGGGGUGACAUCUCUCUGUGGCUGGGUUGGACCAUGUCCACCUGUUGUCGUGGAUCACCCCAUGUCAAAGAAGAAGUCAUCGGCUUGUAUGAUGGUUGAUGCUAAGCCCGUUGAUCUCCUCAAAUCUUCUGGCAUCGCUUCAAGGGAUCCUGACUACCACUUGGCACGCUGGCGGCCCAGCCCUGAUGAGGAUCUAUGGACCUAUUCUGAUGGCAUGACCAACGACAAGCAAUGGGUGACAAUACCUCAUCCUCGCAUCCAAGACUUGAGACCAGUUGCCGUCAAGGCUAUCAGACUCAAACAGAUCCACCCCCACCUCCCUGCCAACGAGAGAAACGUCGAAUACAGGGCCAGCAUCGACUUUAGCUUCGUCAUCAGAAAGUUAGUGCCGUUGACCAAGGUCGUCACAUAUACCCUCUUCACAAACCCAAUCUUUGUAUCCCUACCACCUUGUCACGGAGGGAAGAGCGGUGGACACGAAGUACAUGCCCGAGAAGUGCAGAAGAACCAGACUGUUGUGAUACCCGUCCACCAGAUGAAGGAUUUUGAUGGCAACAACAAGGAUGGACGCUUGAUAGUUAUCAACGCUGCUUGCAACGGGGGCGAGAUCAUGGCAAGAGCUUGGUGCGCAGAAAAAGGGAGGAAUGCUGUUGUGAGAAGGGGCGGAGGGCCUUGUUACGCCUGCGCAACUCGUGUGGCUUCAAAGGGGGGAUUCGACUUUGGUGUGCUAAUUUGGGUGUCACAUAUGGAUGUUUAA
Messenger RNA from Fusarium keratoplasticum, 2511 nucleotides. RefSeq lists its product as uncharacterized. Lineage: Eukaryota; Fungi; Ascomycota; Sordariomycetes; Hypocreales; Nectriaceae. The record is from RefSeq and is a predicted model, not a curated record. Bases 1 to 2511 code for a protein of 836 amino acids. The transcript has 3 exons. Gene Ontology annotation, molecular function: protein binding.